AUGAAGGUUGAGUUGGUGUCCAAACAAAUCAUAAAGCCAUCUUCUCCAACACCCAAAAACCUUAGAACUUAUAAGCUGUCUUUCAUUGACCAGCUUGCUCUUAUGUUGCACACUCGAAUGCUGUUUUUCUAUCCCAAUAUUGAAAACAAGUUUGCUAAUGAUGGGCGUGAGAGGCUAAAGACUUCAUUAUCUGAGACUCUAACCCACUUCUAUCCAUUUGCAGGCAGAGUCAAAGACAACAAAGUGAUUGAAUGUAACGAUGAAGGUGUCGAGUUUUGCGAGACUCGUGUCCAUGGCUUCCUCUCCUACAUCCUUAAACAACCCGACGCAGACUUUGUGCACCAGUUUGUGCCCGUCGAUGAUACCCAUUUAGGAAGUGGGUUUUUAAUGAAAGUUCAAGUGAAUUUGUUUGAUUGUGGAGGUUUGGCUAUUGAUGUGUCCUUUUCUCACAAGAUUGCCGAUGCUUCAACAAUUGAUUCGUUCAUUAAGGCAUGGUCUUGUACAGCUAUUGGGUGCAUGACUGAGUCGAUGCUUCCUAAAUACGUUAUGGAAUCUCAUUUCCCUUCCAUGGAGUUUUCAAAUGAUCUUCCACCUUUAGAGUUCAAACCCUCUAACUGCAUCACAAGAAGGUACGUGUUUGAAUCAUCAGAGAUCACAAAACUGAAGGCCAGAGCAUCAAGCAAAGUGGUGGAGCAACCAACCCGAGUAGAGGCAGUAUUGGCACUAAUAUGGAAAUGUGCGACAACGGCGUCAAGAAUAAACCUAGAAAUAACCAAAAGACCUUCAAAGGUAUUCCAAGCAAUAAAUGUUCGUAAAAGGACAAAGCCACCAUUACCAGAAACCUCCGUCGGGAACUGCUUCUUCGUAGCAGAAAUAGAAGAGAUUAAUGACAGUAGUACAAACAUGGACUUAUUACAAACAUCGGUGGUUCAGCUAAGGCAAGCUCUUGAAUUAUUUUCAAAGGAACGUGCUCAUGAACUUGAAGAUAAAAAUAAUGCUUUGUCAAUACUAAGUGAUGGAUGGAAGAACAUAGAAUUGGCUUACAAGGAGGGCAUAGAUUUCUAUAUGUGCUCGAGCUGGUGCCGUUUCGAGUUUUAUGAAGCAGAUUUUGGGUGGGGAAAACCCAAGUGGGUGAGUAUCCCGUCUACGAAGCGGCCGAAUGGAGAAGGAAAGAAAUAUCCUUGGGUGUUGAAUUGUCCGUUCAUGAAUGUAGAUGGAAUGACUUUGAGUGAACAAAAUAUGGCCUUCUUGGAGAGAAACCAAGAAUUGCUUGAUUUUGCAUCCUUAAAUCCAGCUAUCAUAUAA
Neltuma alba is the source of this 1305-nucleotide messenger RNA. Its product is annotated as deacetylvindoline O-acetyltransferase-like. The coding region runs from base 1 to 1305 and encodes 434 amino acids. NCBI's taxonomy places the organism in Eukaryota, Viridiplantae, Streptophyta, Magnoliopsida, Fabales, Fabaceae. The record is from RefSeq and is a predicted model, not a curated record. The transcript is spliced from 4 exons.